Aspergillus pseudonomiae is the source of this 558-nucleotide messenger RNA. Its product is annotated as cupredoxin domain-containing protein. The record is from RefSeq and is a predicted model, not a curated record. Bases 1 to 558 code for a protein of 185 amino acids. The transcript has 4 exons. Lineage: Eukaryota; Fungi; Ascomycota; Eurotiomycetes; Eurotiales; Aspergillaceae.
AUGAAGUUAUCGUUUCACGCUGCUAUUCUUCUAUGGCUGCUUCUCGUCGGCGCGAGUAAUUCAGCCUCAAAUGCUACACAAUCGGUUGAUGUUGGAGAACAUGGCUUGUCCUUUGAUCCCGAUACCAUUCACGUUGCUUCAGGGGGUAAAGUCGAAUUCCAUUUCUACCCUGGUAAUCACUCGGUGACCCAGGCUUCGUUUGACGACCCAUGCCAUCCCAUGAGCGAUACCAGCUUCUUCAGUGGAUUUAUACAAAGCGCGAAUGGCGAAUCGUCUACUGUUUUCACAUUGACCGUUAAUGAUACCAAGCCGAUUUGGUUCUACUGCGGCCAGAUAGGGCAUUGUCAGGCUGGCAUGGUUGGAGUCAUUAACCCUGCAACCAGUGGCCCGGAUACUCUUGAUGCAUUCAAAAAGGCAGCGUCGAAUGCAAACGGGGACAGUGUACCAUCUGCAUUCGGCCACUAUCACUACCAGCGGUACGUCAGGCAGUACAUCGAGCAGUACAUCAAGCAGUACGUCGAGCAGUACGACGAGCAGUACGACGAGCAGCACAAGUAG